UGAUACUCCAUGCUGGUUAAAGUGAUGGAUCACCAAGAUUACACAAGUAUCAUCGCGUAGGGUUUCUGUGUCAUUUUGGUUGCGCUAAUUUGACAGAAAAGCGAUCAUGACUUCGCUGCUCGCGCCAGAAAUUCCAGCCCCAGGCUUUUCCUUUGAUCUCUGCCAAAGGAACAAUGCCUUGAUCAAAAAAGGCUUUGCUGCUCCGAAAGCAGUCAAGACUGGUACUACUAUUGCUGGUAUAAUAUACAAGGAUGGCGUUAUUCUUGGUGGUGAUACGCGAGCUACAGAGGACACCAUUGUUGCAGACAAAUAUAGUUUGAAAAUUCACUAUCUUGCUCCCAAUAUGUAUUGUUGCGGAGCUGGCACAGCAGCCGAUACUGAGAUGACCACCGAGAUGAUAGCCAGCCAAUUGGAGUUGCAUCGCCUAAACACCGGCCGUGUCGUGCCUGUGUGCACUGCGAACACAUUGAUUAAGCAAAUGCUGUUUCGUUAUCAAGGCCAUAUUGGUGCUGCGCUCAUCCUAGGUGGUUACGAUCUGGACGGACCGCAGUUGUAUUGCAUUUAUCCACAUGGCUCCACCGAGAAAUUGAAAUACACCACUAUGGGAUCCGGCUCGUUGGCAGCAAUGGCAGUUUUUGAAAGUAGAUGGAGACCUGAUUUGCCGGAGGAAGAGGCGAAGCAGUUGGUGGCGGAUGCAAUUCGUGCUGGCGUGUUUAACGAUUUAGCAUCAGGAUCCAACGUGGAUCUUUGCGUCAUUCGCAAUGCUGGCGUCGAAUAUCUGCGACCAUAUGACAGAGCCAGCGUGAAGGGUGUGCGACAAAUUAGUUAUCGUUACAAGCCUGGUACCACCGCGGUGCUUACAAAGACAAUAACGCCGAUCAUUGUGGAGGAGGAAACUGUGCGCACGAUUCAACACGAGGCGAUGGACACGUCGUAAUUGAUUUUGCACUCUAUAUGAACUUAAGUUAUAGUAAACUUUUUUCAAACAGUAAGUGUUGAUUAUCAAAUCUAAUCUUUAAAUGUUUGUAAUAAAAAUAUUACCGAGUGUGCGCAAACAAAGAAUACAAUUUCUAAAUGCUGACUCUCAUAAAAAAAAAAAAAAUGCUUAAACUUUUUUUAAGUGGGCUUAUGUAUAUCCCCGCGAUACCAGCAGGUUAAUAAAUAUUUAUCAUCCUUACAAAGUAGAGUAAAGUAACAAAGUAAUUUGUUAAGAAAGAUUGCCUACAAGUUUAUCUUGUGAUCGAAAAAGUAAUAAUCAAUAUAAAUUUUAUAUCCUGUACACGAGGAGCGAUUAUUUAUAAAUGUUAGAAGAGUCCAGCAGCCUGCUUGAGCCGUUGCCUCUUCCAUGCGGGCAAUUUCUCGAAAUCCGCGGGUUCCAUUUUGAAAAUUACAAUAAAAUUGUCAUAAGUCAAGUGCAUCUCUUUGCGUCUGACAUCGACGCCAGCUGGCAGAUUAUCUGGUUCGCUCUUCAGCAUUGCCGGCGGAUACUUGAUGUAAUUAUCGAAAUCCGUGGUAGCCUUCGAGGCCAUCUGCGUUCUCGUUGAUUGAUCUCUGUCCUCUAGCAUGGCGCAGAAGACCUCGAACGGUUUGUAAUCCCUUAGUAGAUUGUGAUUCCAGUUCUCGAACAACCCGAUAAAGGUGGCCGGUUCCAAACCUGAAGAGCAAUAAAAAUAAAGUAUGAAAUUGAA
This is a messenger RNA of Nylanderia fulva, 1688 nucleotides long. It is a transcript of the gene Prosbeta2, whose product is annotated as Proteasome beta2 subunit. Lineage: Eukaryota; Metazoa; Arthropoda; Insecta; Hymenoptera; Formicidae. Gene Ontology annotation, molecular function: threonine-type endopeptidase activity. The record is from RefSeq and is a predicted model, not a curated record. Gene Ontology annotation, cellular component: proteasome core complex; cytoplasm.